Molecule: messenger RNA, 852 nt
Organism: Drosophila takahashii
Lineage: Eukaryota; Metazoa; Arthropoda; Insecta; Diptera; Drosophilidae
Biological process (GO): regulation of transcription by RNA polymerase II
Molecular function (GO): DNA-binding transcription factor activity; RNA polymerase II cis-regulatory region sequence-specific DNA binding
Source: RefSeq, a predicted model, not a curated record
AUGCCUAACAUUUUUCGCAGCUUUUUAUCGGAUCGCUAUAAUGGCAAACAAGAACGGUUUUACAAACGUUACGAAGCAUUUUUUCAAGCCAUUCCUAACAUGCCACCGAUGCCCAGACCAAAAACCACUAAUAAUAUCAGGACUAACACAAGAUCCGAGCCUAAAACCAACCCAAAGUUAACCUAUCUUUAUGGUAGUAGGGAACCCAGCAGCGACUGGCGUUGUGGCGAUGAUAUAUCAAUUGUAGACAGACGGGAAAUGGAAGAGCGAUUUGGCAUCCAAUUGAUGAGUACUCAACCGAUUUCCGAAAGCUUCUUGGUCAGUCAUAUUAUCUGGGAACUGAAAAUGCCUGGUCAAAGUCUAGAACAAAUGCCCAAAACAAAAAAAGAUAUUAAAGUAGGCAUCAUUACGGUCCUAGCCGAACCCACAAAGGCUCGCUCUAAAUUAAUUCGAAAAAGGACAUUUUUGGCCAUAGCCUCGGAACCACCAGAUAUUGUGCAACCACCACCAACCCAACCUAGAAAACAGCCGGAAAAAAGGCAUUUCAAGCGGCAGGGUGAGCAAUUCGAAUGCAGCCAUUGUGCGAAGAAAUUCGAUCACACCUGGAUGCUAGUCGCCCACAUGAGGACCCACACCGGUGAAAGACCCUUCGCGUGCCCGGAAAAAAGUUGCCAGAAGCCCUUCGCCGAUCGUUCCAAUCUACGUUCACAUCAGCGCACAAUGGGCCAUCACGAGUGGCAACAUCAGUGUGGACAGUGCGGCAAGUAUUUUAGCCAGAUAUGUUACCUGAAUCGCCAUUCGAUGGACGCCUGCCGGAAAUACCUGAUGAGGAUUAUGCAUAAGAGGUUCUAA